AUGGAUACAUAUGCAUGUUUGGAAGAUUUAUCAAAUGAAAUUUUUUUCGAAUUAUUUGAUUACUUACAUGCACUUGAUAUUUUUACUGCUUUUGCUUCAUUAAAUAAACGAAUUUCAUCUAUUUUACAAUCAAUUGCACUUCAUGUUAUCAUCUUAAACAAUCAUUAUGAUCAAGAAAUUAAUUUUCUUUCUUCUCAUCUUACUUUUCAUGCUCAUCAAGUCAUAUCAUUAAAAUGUUAUGAUACAAUUCGUGAUCGUUCAUCUAUUAUUAGUUUAUUAUUUGAUCGACAUCAUUUUAUUAAUCUUCAAUCAUGUAUAUUUAUGUUGGAUAAACCAUCAAAUCAAUUUGAAAAUGUUCUUAAACAAAUUGAAAAUUUGAAUAGACUUGUUUCAUUUUUUGUCAUACAACCAGAUUAUAAAAAAAUCAGUGAGACAGACAAAUGUGAUAUAACUCGAACUACAUUCAUGAAUACAUUGUCUUCUCUUCGUUCAGUUAUGCUUCGUUAUAAUUAUAAUUACUCCAACAUAUCAACUUAUACUUUAAAUGCUUCGAAUCUUAUGUCACUUGAUUUGUUAAUAUCUGGCAAAGUAAAUACAGUAUCAAUUUAUUCAAUUUUGCCAAUUCUUCGUGUUUGUCAUAAAAUACGAUAUCUACAUGCCAUAAUAAAUGAAGAAAUUCCAUCAAGGAAAACUUUUUCUGUUAAAGUUCAAGAACCAUUUAUUUAUGAAAAUGAUCUUGUUAUAUCGCCACAAAUCAAAUCUUUCCAUUUAUCAAUUUCUGUUGAAUGUAGCAUUCGUUCAAUCGGUUAUAUCUUACGUUGUAUGCCUAAUCUUAUUCAUUUUAAAUUUUAUCAUGAAGCACGAACAGUACAGUGGGAGAAUGCUCAAGAUUUGGUAAAUGGUUAUAAAUGGCAAAAUAUGUUUGAAAUACAUGUUCCAUUUUUAUCUAAAUUUGAUUUUCAUAUGUCAAUUCAGAAAUAUAAUCCAAAAUUGGAUUUAGAUAUGAUCAUAAAUUCAUUUGAAUAUUUUCUUAAAAAAUAUCCCGAAUGGCAAAUGAUUAUUGAUCGAUGGAAAACUUAUGCCAUAUAUCCAGAGAAUUCUUUUCAAUCAAAUGAGAAUGAUUAUACACAACAAUGUAUUACUGGUCUUUCAAAGAUUGUUUAUUUACCCAAUGUAAAUCAAAUUGAAUUUGAAACAUCUGAUGAUCCAGAUGAAUGGAAAUAUAUUCAAUUUAUUCUACAUGCAUGUCCAAAUGUGAUUAAUCUUAAAAUUAGUUCUGCAUAUUGGAUUUUAUCAGAAUUUAUCGAUAAUCAAUUUCUUAUUUCAAUUUUCAAACAAAUUAAAAUACUUAAAUCAAUAAGAGAAAAUCGUUAUAUUCCUUCAAAUUUUCUAUUAAAACUUGUUGAACGUUUUCCAUCAAUUACUAAUAUUGAAUUUGAAAUGUUUUCAUUUGAUGAUUGUAUAUCUGCUAUUGAUAUAUUACUUAAUUAUCUAAAAGAUUUGUCUUAUCUUAAAAUUUAUUAUAGUCAAGAUUCAUUACUCGAUUAUCCUUUUUCUCGUAAUUAUAUUAUUGAUAAACGUCGUCAAGCAUUUAAUAUUAAUAUUAUCAAUGAAUAUAAGGUUAUAGUUAGCAAGAAUAGAGAAUCUGUAGAAAUUAGAUUAUCAUAA
This is a messenger RNA of Rotaria sp. Silwood2, 1668 nucleotides long. The record is from the annotation of a GenBank genome assembly. NCBI's taxonomy places the organism in Eukaryota, Metazoa, Rotifera, Eurotatoria, Philodinida, Philodinidae.